Vicugna pacos (alpaca) is the source of this 1509-nucleotide messenger RNA. RefSeq names its product protocadherin beta 6 (gene PCDHB6). Gene Ontology annotation, biological process: homophilic cell-cell adhesion. The record is from RefSeq and is a predicted model, not a curated record. Gene Ontology annotation, molecular function: calcium ion binding. Gene Ontology annotation, cellular component: plasma membrane. Lineage: Eukaryota; Metazoa; Chordata; Mammalia; Artiodactyla; Camelidae.
UGUGUGGACUCCAUUUCACUGAGAAACUCAACAAAAAAUACAGAACACGCUUACAGCUAGAGCUAAGAGAGAAGUGCUCAGGAAGGCAGUAGCUGCCAGACAAGUUAUAAGAACAAAAUUGAUAUUCUACAGAAGGCAAUUUGGAAGGUGAACUGUGCACCUGGUGAUUGGGAUUGGAGACGGAUUACUCCCCAGGAACGAGACAUAACAAUGGAGGUGGAACGAGACAUAACAAAGGAGAUGGAACAAACAAAAAUACAUCAUAAGAAAAGGCAAGUGAUGAUUUUCAUCAUUUUGAUGCUUUUAUGGGAGGCAGGUUCAGAAUCGAUUCAGUAUUCUGUACUGGAGGAGACUGAAAGUGGCACAUUUGUGGCCAACCUGACAAAGGACCUGGGACUCAGAAUGGGAGAGCUGGCUGUCCGGGGUGCCCGAGUUGUUUUUAAGGGGAAUAGACAGUAUUUGCAGUUUGACCCACUGACCUAUGAUUUACUGCUAAAUGAGAAGCUGGAUCGGGAGGAGCUGUGCGGCUCCACUGAGCCCUGCGUGCUACCUUUCCAAGUGUUACUGGAAAAUCCCUUGCAGUUUUUUCAGGCUGCCUUAGAGAUUAGAGAUAUAAAUGACCACGCCCCAGAGUUCCCCGCCAGAGAAAUGUUACUUAAAAUAUCAGAAAUUACUACACCAGGAAAGAUAUUUCCCUUGAAAAUGGCACAGGAUUUAGACGCUGGUAGCAAUAGCCUUCAAAGCUACAUAAUCAGCUCUAAUCCUCACUUUCACGUUCUCACUCGAAACCGCAAAGACGGCAGGAAGUCCCCGGAGAUGGUGCUGGACAAAGCGUUGGAUCGCGAGGAGCAGCCUGAGCUCCGGCUAACCCUCACGGCGCUGGAUGGCGGGUCUCCGCCCCGGUCUGGGACCACAGAGAUUCAUAUCCUGGUCUUGGACAUCAAUGAUAACGCUCCCGAGUUUGCUCAGGAAUUCUAUGAGGCUCAAGUCUCUGAAAAUAGCACCCUGGGUUCUCUAGUUAUCACCCUCUCAGCGACAGAUUUAGAUUCAGGAUCCUUUGGGGAGGUAUUUUAUGCCCUAUUUCAAGUCGAUGACGUUAACCAACCCUUCGAAAUAAACCCAAAUACAGGAGAAAUUCGACUGAGAAAGACACUAGAUUUUGAGGAAAUUCAGUCAUAUCAUGUGGAUGUUGAGGCGACAGAUGGUGGGGGACUAUCAGGAAAAUGUUCCUUAGUCAUCAAGGUCCUAGAUGUGAAUGACAACGCUCCAGAAGUGACUGUGUCCUCACUAAUCAGCCCCAUCCCUGAAAACCUGCCAGAGAUCAUAGUAGCAGUUUUCAGCGUAUCAGACGCAGAUUCUGGACAUAACCAACAGGUUAUUUGUUCUAUAGACGACAAUCUCCCCUUUCUUCUAAGACCGUCCGUUGAGAAUUUCUACACCUUGGUAACAAAAGGAGCGCUGGACAGAGAGAGCAGAGCCGAAUACAACAUAACCAUCACUGUCACAGAC